Molecule: messenger RNA, 930 nt
Organism: Mesorhabditis spiculigera
Lineage: Eukaryota; Metazoa; Nematoda; Chromadorea; Rhabditida; Rhabditidae
Source: the annotation of a GenBank genome assembly
AUGACGGCGUCGACGACUGAUACGAAUGGGAUAUCCUGCGAUUGCUCGGACAUCGACAGCGGCGCGCCCUGGCAGCUGAUCCCGGCGAUCGACUUUUUGGCUCCGGAAUUGAUAACGAGCCAUAGGGGAGAACCCGCUUCCGACGUCUAUUCCCUCGCCAUCACCGCCUACUCGAUUUUUAACGAGGGGAAGGGCCCGAUACAGGCUAGGAAUCGAUUUGAAACGCUACGACAAGGACUAGAAAAGCUCAAAAAUGUUCCCCCAGAAUGGGCGCUAAGCAUGCCGGAGACAUUUCGCGAGGAUUUCAAGCUGUGCCUCAACAAAUCGACAGCAAUUCGACCGGAUGCCGCGCAAUUUACAAAGAUCCCCUUCUUCAAAGACCACCGCCUCGACACGGUGCAAACGCUCGAAUCGUUCAUGCAGCACGAGCAAAUGGUCAAGAUUGAGCUGCUGAAAAAGUUGCCGGAUAUGCUGAUCCAUUUUGAGAAGCGACUACUCGUCCAAAAAAUUCGGCCCUGCUUGACGGCCGAGUUCUCGCACCCCGACUUGAUCCCCUUCAUCCUGCCCGCGCUUUUCUACAUCAUCGACCUGACGGACAAGGAGGAGUUUACGACGUUGGUGAUGCCGGAAUUGGCGCCGGUUUUCUCGAUGGAACGCCCGUAUCAGAUCACGAUCCUGCUCCUCGAAAAGCUUGACCUUUUCUUGAGUCGUGCCGACCCAAAAGAUGUCGACAAUCACAUCCUACCCUGCCUCUAUCGUGCGAUCAAAAAUGAGAAUGGCCGAAUCCAAGAAAUCUGCCUCAACGUCGUGCCAAAAAUCGCAAAACUCAUCUCUCGCCACAACAUGAAGACCGACGUGUUGCCGCGUCUCCUCGCGCUCGCUACGACUGGCGACACGCUAGCGGUUCGUGGAGUUUUGAGGGAAGAGGGG